AUGUUUUUUUGCGUUUUAUUGAUUUCUGCAACGGACAACUACGAUUCUAAUAUAAAUCAUUCAAAUAACAUACUUUACAGUAAUUUAUGUAACAUUUUUAUCGCAGCAGAUAAUACACAACAAAAUAAAAUAUUUGAAGAUUUAUCAUGUAAUGGUGAAAUGCAGAUAGAAAAUAAUUUGGUUGUCGGACCUAAACAAAGGACUUCAAAACACUGUUUAGAUGAUUAUCGUACGAACAAUAUGACCAACAUACUUACGAAAUAG
Molecule: messenger RNA, 264 nt
Organism: Vairimorpha ceranae
Lineage: Eukaryota; Fungi; Microsporidia; Nosematidae
Exons: 1
Coding region: 1-264 (87 amino acids)
Source: RefSeq, a predicted model, not a curated record